Messenger RNA from Paramisgurnus dabryanus, 1076 nucleotides. RefSeq lists its product as uncharacterized. The record is from RefSeq and is a predicted model, not a curated record. Gene Ontology annotation, biological process: DNA integration. Gene Ontology annotation, molecular function: nucleic acid binding. NCBI's taxonomy places the organism in Eukaryota, Metazoa, Chordata, Actinopteri, Cypriniformes, Cobitidae.
CACAAGCUUUGAGAGUACGAGAAGCAGUAGGGAGAGUAGAUCCACAUGGAACACUGAUGCGAGCAAUGUCGAUGCGAACCAUAAGGCGACGUCAGUAUACUGUUCCUUGUCCCAAUGCUAUGUGGCAUAUUGACGGCAAUCAUAAACUCAUCAGAUGGAGAUUGGUGAUUCACGGCGGUAUUGAUGGUUUCAGCCGACUAGUAGUUUAUCUGUCUGCAUCCUCAAAUAACCGAGCAUGCACUGUUCUCAGGAACUUCAUGGCUGCUGUGAAUGAGUAUGGUUUACCAUCAAGGGUCCGGUCUGAUAAAGGUGGGGAGAAUAUUGCAGUUGCUGAGUACAUGGUGGCACACAGAGGAGAAAACAGGAAUUCUCACAUUACAGGGAGAAGCGUACACAAUCAGAGAAUUGAGAGGCUUUGGAGAGAUGUGUAUGAACAUGUUUUAAGCAUGUUUUAUCACAUCUUCUACAACAUGGAGACAGAGGGAAUACUCAAUCCAGAUUCAGAGACCGACAUUUUUGCUCUUCACUGGAGUUUUGCGCCUCAUUUGCAGAGGCAUCUCGCUUUCUUUAAAGAUGCCUGGAAUAACCACCGCAUCAGAACUGCUGGGAGCCAGUCACCCGUCCAGCUUUGGUUGAGAUACAGUGCCAACAAUACUGAUGACCCAAUUCAAGUGGAUGAAAAUUAUGGGAUUGACUGGGAUGGUCCCCCAAGUCAUGACAGCGAUGGAGUGUCAGUUCCAGAAGUGGCUCUUCCUCGACAACUUACUGAACAGGAAUUGAGUACCCUGCCAAAUCCUAAUGUGCCCUUUUCAGAUGCCAUUGACAUAUACUACAACACAGUUACUAAACUUCAUCAACUACUGGACAACGUUUAAGCAGUACUGUAUUUUACAGCAUUUGAAAUGUUGAUAUAAACUCUCCAGCCACGGUUUUUUAAGUUUAUUCAAGAACCCAGGCAAAGCACUGUUUGCGUUUUAUUAAACUUGAAUAAGACACAUUUGUCUAACAUUGCUUACUUUUUUUUUUUAACAAAACAGUUAAUGCAGUGAACUGUUGUAAACGAGACAUAACCUCAU